Messenger RNA from Sinocyclocheilus rhinocerous, 1491 nucleotides. Its product is annotated as spermatogenesis-associated protein 2-like. The record is from RefSeq and is a predicted model, not a curated record. Bases 484 to 1491 code for a protein of 335 amino acids. Lineage: Eukaryota; Metazoa; Chordata; Actinopteri; Cypriniformes; Cyprinidae. The transcript is spliced from 3 exons. Gene Ontology annotation, cellular component: cytoplasm. Gene Ontology annotation, biological process: regulation of tumor necrosis factor-mediated signaling pathway; protein K63-linked deubiquitination; protein linear deubiquitination.
UCCCGCAGCCUGCAGGGGAGGCAGCGUGGCGCAUGCGCAGUGCGGCGGUGGGGAUUUCCAGCGGAACAUGAAGCAUUGGACAUGGUGUUUUUAAUGUGCGCUCCUCUCUGCAAACCCUGACCUUCAACCUACUGCGGGGGAAAGCUUGGCAGUAAGGGCUUAAUAAGGUGAGGACUCUCCAUCCAGCACCCAAAUCCCAAAACCUUCUCAUGUCCCGUUGAGGUGUUUUGGCUAAUGAGGAACCCAGAGAUGCCCAUUACAGCAUGAAAGAGCCCCGGGGAAGGCGUACGCCCGAAUUAAACCAAGCACAUCUUCACUUUCAUUAUUGCAUAUCGCUCUUUUGGAGGAUGAUCGCAGCUUGCUGAUUUUCCCCACCACACUGCACCGUUGUCCCAGGUCUUCCGGUGUCUAGUGGAAGAGAGGACUUGAGAUGGCAAGAGGUCCCGUUUAAAGAAACUCCUGGAUUGUAGGAUAAGAGGUUGCAUGCUACGCAGCCCACUGCCACCAAUGGAUGCCAAGUUGCGAGAAGAUCUAUUCCGCAGGUAUGUGGCGUCUUUGGAGAAUCGGCUUGAGGAGGGAGCCGGUGAAGGAGGAGGAGGAGCCAAGACCGAGGAGGCACUGAUUUCUACUGCAACAGCACUGCUUGGCUCAUACCAGCCCGAUCCAGGGCAGCGCUUUCGCAUGGUUCGAUUCUAUGAAAUGGCUGAGAACUCCCUGAGGACUCAGAGAAGCGCAAACUUGCGGACAUUGGAGACGGCCUUUGCGACGCUGGAAACCAUCUGUUCCAACUUGCUGCUCUUUCCUUGGAAGAAAGAGUUCCGUUGCAUAAAGACCUUCACGGGGCCGUAUGUGUACCAACUGCAGUCGGUGAUAUGCGACGCAGACUUGCGUUCGCUGCUGCGUACCAUGGGCUAUUCAAGAGACCAGGAAUUGCAGUACCACGUUAGGGACCAUCCUGGUGGAGCCUCCCACCUCCGGCAGCUCGCCUUCGAACUGCUCCUCGCCCAGGCUGAAUGCCGUCUGCUCGGCGAGGUGGUGUCCAUGUCUCGGGGCUUUGCCUCGGAGCUGGAGGCCAUGGAGGUGAGGAGGAACACCAGAGAAGAUGCGGCAGGGUGCGCCGACGCCCUCCGCCGACGAGACAGCCUUACAGGAGACUUGUCCCGCCUGUCGGUGCGGCCGGUGGAUAUUGACCGCGCCCACCUAAGGCGAAGCGGUCGGCCGUCCAAGUCGGUGGAUGUAACAGACAGCGCAGGACACUGGCACCAAGCCAGCAAGCCAGUGCUGAAGGCCUCGCUCAGCCUGCGCAAAGAGCCACUGUUCGUCGACACGGAAGAAGACUUGAAGGAUGAAAUCAUCCGACCGAGCCCUUCUCUUUACCCUGUGGCAGCGCCGCCCUCUUACAGCCCAGUGGCUGACUUCUUCCCGAUUCAGUCGCCCCUGUCUGAGCCAUACUCCUACCACUUGUCCUCCCUGGAUGAGGUGGACUUGUAG